Molecule: messenger RNA, 3573 nt
Organism: Oryza sativa Japonica Group (Japanese rice)
Lineage: Eukaryota; Viridiplantae; Streptophyta; Magnoliopsida; Poales; Poaceae
Product: pentatricopeptide repeat-containing protein At3g22690
Biological process (GO): RNA modification
Cellular component (GO): intracellular membrane-bounded organelle
Molecular function (GO): RNA binding; protein binding
Source: RefSeq, a predicted model, not a curated record
GUCACUCACGUAAUUAUGUAUCGAUAUUUUAACAAAGUACUAGGUAGAUAAUGAUAUACAAGAUAUGGUACUAGGUAAACAAGUUUAACUCUGAUUUAAGUAGAGUUUGGUAUCGAUAGAGUAACCAGCUACAACAACUUUCUCGUCAUCCGUAAGCAUGUUUCUGAAACUGUUAAAUGGUAUUGUUUUGUGCAAAAUUUUUCUAUAGAGAAGUUUUUAAAAAUAUAAAUAAAUAUAAUUUCAAAUUUAUAGUAAUUAAUAUUCGAUUAAUUAUGUGCUAAUGGUUUAUCUCAUUUCACAUGCCAUCAAAAUUCAAGCCCAACACCACAUCCGAACUCAGCCUUAUUAAUAUGAUAUUUGUAUCGUGUACACUGUUGGAUUCAUACAUUACAGGGCACUAAAAUAUAGGUAAACUAACCAUCGGUUUUUUUAUCAAACUAAUAAUAUGCCUUUGCUUUACGAUGGGCAAGAUCUUAUAAUUGAGAAUUUGUAGUUGGGUGAAUUGAAGAUAAAACAAGGGCUAAACCUAUAUAAUUAGGGAUUGGUCGGGUUGGGUGGAUUGAGUAAGGAGUGCAUGAACUCCUGCAUACAUGAGAAGGAGAAGGAAGUAGGAUGACUGCAUUUUUAAAAGAGAAACUAAUCUCCGUCUCAAAAUAUAAUAACUUAUAGUAUUCAAAAUUUGUUUCAAAAUAUAACAACUUUUUUAUCUACAUUCUCUUCUUGACUAAUCACAAUAUUCCACCUUUUAAUUUAUUCACCUACUUUCUCUUCUCAACCAAUUACAACCUUUCCUAUCUAAUUUCAAGAACUUUCUUAAUACUUGUUUUCAGCGCUAAAACUUCUUAUAUUGAUGAAGUAGCUUUCCGGUUAAUCUGGCUAACGCACAUAACUAACAUAUAGGGAAGAUAGGGGAGUUGGUAGUGAAUAUAGGCUAAACUUAAACAAACACAAGAUAUAGCACUAAUGGAAGCAAAAGGCUCAGGUAUCAUGAAAAGAGGAUUCACAAUGGUCUCCAAAUAACGAUGUAAGUAUACACAUUAACUAAAUGGUGGAGGGCAGGGGUUCGUCUUUCUUAGGUACGUUAAGAGUUGAAACAAAAUUAGGUAAGUAUACACCCUUGAUUUUUCACAUAAAGCUUAAAAUAAAAUAAAAUGAAUGGUUAAACUUUAUGCGAAAAGUCAGCCAUGUAAUAUGUUUUAGAACGGGGGAGUAUAAAAUAGCAGCCCCUAUUUAGGCUGUGUUCGGCUGGCACGGAAAACGAAACAGCGAUUAGCGCGUGAUUAAUUAAGUAUUUGCUAAUUUUUUUUUAAAAAUAGAUUAAUAUGAUUUUUUAGCAACUUUCUUAUAGAAAUUUUUUUAAAAAAAACACACUGUUUAGCAGUUUAAAAAGCGUGCUUGCGAAAAACGAGGGAGGAAAAUUGGGAACCAUGAUAGGUAUAGAACGCAGCCUUACUCACUGUAGCAAUAUAUAGCAAGACUCACAUCGGUAAUGCUGCAUCCAACUGCCUCGGACGGAAGUCACCAUGGUCGUGCCGUGCUCCCGCCGCCCCCGCCUGCUUUGCCGGGCCCUCCCUGCCCGACUGGUUCCCCCGCCGGCCGCCGCCGCCGCCGCUUGCAUCGCAAGCCUCCCGUCCCGACUCCUGCAGCCUAGUACACUGCCCUAGCCGAAUGAGCUGAUAGUAUUGGGCCAAGACAAGCUGUGGGGAAGAUGAGAGAUGGCCCAAGUGCCGAACUGGGCCACAUACGUGCCUACCGCUUCAGCCUUCCGCCCCCUUAUCAGCGUCGUUACUCUUCUUCUUCCCCGAGCAGCCAGCGCUGCCGUCACUGCUCUGCUAUGGUCAUGCUUGAAUUAUCUUUGCAAAAAUCGGCUGACGAAUCCGACCUGCUGGAUCCGCACUGUAUUUUUUUUCACCUUCGCAAUACUAGCGGAGCAUGAGAGAUAAUCUCUUCCAUGAGCUCCUCGGGUUGCUCGCUCCUCUCCCCCGCCACUUCCGGUCUCCCGCCGAAAUCUCCCUUCUCCAAACGGGCCUCGAAUGGCGCCGCCCUCCGAUGCCGCGCUGCGUUCUCGGGGGACGCCGCUCUCCGCGCCUUCCGCCGGCACCACCUCGACGGCCGCGCCCUCCACGCAAACCCCGCGCUGGUGCCCGCGCUCGCGGCCUGCGCGCGGCUGCUGCCCUCCGCGGCGGCCGAGGCCGAGCAGAUCCACGCCCUCCUCGUCAAGUCCGGCGACCCGCCGUCCGUCUCCGGCGUCUACGCGUCCACCUCCCUUGUGCGUGUCUACGCGCGGCUUGGCCGCCUGGGCGAUGCGCGGAAGAUGUUCGAUGGAAUGCCGGUGAAGACGGUGGUGUCGUGGAACGUGCUUCUUGAUGGGAUUGUGCGAGCCAGCGACUUGGAUGCUGCCUGGGAGGUGUUUGUGGAAAUGCCGGAGCGGAACGUGGUUUCCUGGAACACUGUCAUUGCUGGUUUUGUGAGGCAUGGUUGGGUUCAGGAGGCAGUGGAUUUGUUUGCCGAGAUGACGGUGGUUUAUGGUUUGGCACCGGACGAGGCCACGAUGGUCGGCUUUGUAUCAGCUGUUCGCGAUAUGGGUGUGCUUGGAAUUGGAAGGUGCGCUCACGGGUACGUAAUUCGGCGGGAGUUCUCACUGGAUGGUGCUCUUGGUGUUGCUCUGAUCAACAUGUACACAAGGUGCGGAAGCAUGGGCGACGCCUUCCGGUGCUUCUCAAGUGUCGCCAGCAAGAAUGUGGAGCAGUGGACCUCUGUGAUUGGUGGUUUCGCAGCACAUGGUCACCCAGAGAUGGCGCUGAGAUUGUUCACCGAGAUGAGGCAAUUGGGCAUUGAGCCUAACGGAGUCACCUUCUUGGCCGUCCUGAAUGCUUGUAGCCAUGGGGGCCUAGUCAACGAAGGCUUCAAGUACUUCAACCUAAUGAGGAGCAUGGGCAUCAAGUCGACGAUGCAGCACUAUGGUUGCUUGAUAGAUCUUCUCGGCCGUGCCGGGUUCUUGGAAGAAGCCUUCGAACUCGCCAGCAGUCUACCGGAAGAUCCGGGUCUUGUGAUCUGGAGCUCACUUCUAGCUGCCUGUCAGAGCCAUGGCAAUGUCGAGAUGGCAGAGGUUGCUGCUCGAAAGCUGGCACACGCAGAGCCAAGACAUGGCAGCUCCUAUGUCUUGUUAUCCAACACAUAUGCACGAGCUGGACAAUGGGAAGACUUGAAGAGAACGAGGAGGAAGAUGGAGGAGUAUGGGGUAAUGAAGCAGCCUGGGCUUAGCUGGAUCGAGUUAGAUGGUCGUGUACAUUCCUUUGUCAGUGCAGACAAGUUACACACAGAAAGCGAAGAUAUCUAUCAGAUGUUGGAAGAUUUGAAAGUUAAUUUGGUAUCAGCUGGAAGUGAACCUGAAACACUUGCCCUUCCUGAAAUUUAAUUCAGGGAAUUGUCUGUUUGUAUUAAUCACAUCUCUUUUUUUCACAUUAUUUGUUGAUAGAAAUAUGUUACAUGAGAUUAUCUAUUCAAGCUCAUAUUACCAAUGCAGUAUCAAAAGAUAUUGCAUCAAUCCAGUACAUGUUAGAUAUUACUAAA